This is a messenger RNA of Eutrema salsugineum, 1449 nucleotides long. RefSeq lists its product as uncharacterized. Lineage: Eukaryota; Viridiplantae; Streptophyta; Magnoliopsida; Brassicales; Brassicaceae. Gene Ontology annotation, biological process: protein ubiquitination. The transcript is spliced from 3 exons. Bases 157 to 1155 code for a protein of 332 amino acids. Gene Ontology annotation, molecular function: ubiquitin-protein transferase activity. Gene Ontology annotation, cellular component: CCR4-NOT complex. The record is from RefSeq and is a predicted model, not a curated record.
AACAAACAAAAUAAAAAUAAAAUAAAAUCUCACGUUUCUUCUCUCUCUCGAGCCUCAAGCGACAAAUCUAAUUAGGGUUUUUGAGAAUCUUCAUCUUAAUUUCAAUUCUUCAAUCUUAUUCCACUGUGUUUUGCUCGUCAGGAUCAUCCGCAAACCAUGAUUUCAGAUUCGAUCACCAACGCUUCUGCUACUGCAGCCCCUAGCGCGAGGGAUUCCGGAAAGAAGAAAAGGAACAAUAAGUCGGCUAAGAUGAAGCAGAACAAGCUCGGUCUCCGCCGUGAGCAAUGGCUUUCUCAAGUUGCGGUGACGGAUAAGGGUUGUAAGGAGAAGAGGAGUGUUAAUCGCAGUGAGAAACCUAAUCAGAGAGAUAACCCAGUGGAGAAUUUAGAUGGGCUGCGUAGAGAAGAGGAUAAUAACGGUGGUAAUCAUCACCAUCACAGCUUUAUGGAGUCGCCUUCAAAUAGCUCCAUGGGAGGUACAGAUAUGAGCACUAAUUUCAGUGGGAGAAGCAGCAGGAGUAGCAGUAGCAGCAGUGGGUUUUGCUCUGGUAACAUAACAGAAGAAGAAAAUGCAGAUGAUGAUGAUGAUGAUGAUGGGUGUGUGGAUGAUUGGGAAGCUGUUGCUGAUGCAUUAGCGGCUGAGGAAGAGAAUCAGAAAGAGAAACUCCUCCGUGAGUCUGUCAAAGAGCAAGAGAGUGUUGGACAAUCAGCUUCUAAUGUGGGUGAGUCGAUCAGUGAUGCAUCAGAUGUGGGUGUUAAAGAUGCAAAGCAAGAUUGCUUGAGAAUGCCAUCAAGGAAGCAAAAGAGUAAUCGAGCUUGGAGGCCAGACGAUGACCUACGCCCUCAGGGUCUACCUAAUCUGGCGAAGCAGCUUAGUUUUCCUGAGUUGGACAAGCGUUUUAGCUCUGUGGCCAUUCCGUCUUCAUGUCCCAUAUGCUAUGAAGAUUUGGACUUGACGGAUUCGAAUUUUCUUCCUUGUCCUUGCGGAUUCAGGCUCUGUCUUUUCUGCCACAAGACGAUUUGCGAUGAGGAUGGGCGUUGUCCAGGUUGCAGGAAACCAUAUGAUCGGAAUGCCAUCAAGGCUGAGACUAGUGUUCAAGGUGGUGGUCUAACAAUCCGGUUGGCUCGUUCGUCUAGCAUGUUUUGCAGGUUUUAAAAAGCAGAGGUUUGGUUUUCGCAAACCGUUGGUGUCUGUUCGAUUUCUCUGUUUCCUUCACCUCAUUUUGCAUCAGUAUUGGAACUCUCUCUCUGGUUAUUUCUAGCUUAGAUAAUGUGGGUAUAGUGUUGCCUUUUGGCACUCAAGAACUUGAGCUUUGUUUUCUAUGUCAUCGAUGUUUCUAAGUCUAAAACAUUGUGGUGAUGGUGAUGUAGAGUGUUGUGUGAAUACAUAAAAGGUGGUACAGAAAAUUCAAAUACAUAAAAAGAGUUUCAAUAAAUGCUAUUUUCUCAU